CUCCCUCAGUAUGAACCUGGGUUACCCAUCCCACGGUCGUGCCUUUGUGUCAGUGGGCGUGCGAUUCGUGGAUUUGUGACCUAUCUGUGUCCGUGCGUCCGUCCGUAACCCCUUGAAAGGGGGAUUAGAACGAUGUGCUCGAGGGGAUUAGUGUGAGGGAAUCCCUAAAUCCCCUGUGGGAUUUAUCUUAUAGCAGCAAGAACUGGCGAAGGCGAUCAUAGGGAUGCUUGACGAUCUGAAGCGCGCUUUGCGCAUGGAAUCUCCCACACCGAGGUUGAGUGAGUCGAACUUGAAGAAGCUCUCCAGGGGUCUGAGGUCGUCGAAGAAGAGCCUCCAUUCCGUCCACUCAGCUUUGGAAAGCCAGAGUGUACAAGAUGGCCAUCUUGGAAGCAGAUCAGUGUCCAUGUCGACACUCCUCCCCUCUGGUGGGCCAGGGGGGAUACGCCCCCGGGUGGACAAACUCCAAACUUUGGAGGCCAAAAUGGCGAGCAUCGAGGUGUCUCUCGGCUGGAAGAGGCGACGGGAGGCACUACUCGAGACUCUACCCAGGGCAGCCAGGGACCUCGUCCGCGAGCUAGACGGUCUACACCAGGCUCUCAGGGACAAGGACGGCGUCAUUCAGUCGUUGAAGACCCAAAUCACCAACUUAGGAGGCACAGUUGGGGGUGCAGGAGAGGGAGGGGGCGUCUUGACAGAGGCAGAGAAGAAGACCAUUCAGGAGAGGCUGACGAAGGUCCAGGGAGAGAUGGACGCCAAGAAGGUAGCCAUUAAGAACUUGAAACUGGCACUGGAGAAGAUUGAUAUUACAGAUAACAUCGACGUCAGAAUCCGAGCGGCGGAACUCGAAUACGAGUUGGAGAGGGAGGAACUCAACAUCCUAAACCUGAAGGAGGAAUCGAACGUCCUGGGAGCCCGCCUUCAGGAGAACACCUCCUCGACGUCCUCCUCUUCCACCUCGUCGAAUGGGGGCCAGGGCCCCAAGGUGACCCUGCACGCCCUCAUGUCGUCAGCGGGGGGAGGGGCCGCCCUAGGUGGAGCGAACCUGGUGACGCUUAGCCUAGCUCACACUCCUGGUAACCCGCCGUUCCACGUCAUACCAAGGCCUCCCAUGGGCUGUGUCAUCGACUGGGCGGCUGAGGACACGAAGCUCAAGAAGGGAGACAGGCUGCUGGAGGUUAACGGGUCAAACGUGGUCGGAGGAGGACUCGAGAUGGUAACUCGACUAAUGGCUGCUUCGACUCACCUGAAUUUAGUCAUAGCAAGACCAAAUCCAGGAACUGGAACGUGCGGAAGGAGGUCAGACGCAAGAGCCGAAAAGCAGCUGGAAGACAGGUCACGCGAGAUCAAGGAUCUGGUCAGCCGGCUUGAUAAAGCACUGAAGGAGAAGGAGACAAUGAAGAGCGACAACACUCGUCUCAACCACAGAAUAAGUUAUCUGGAGGAACAAGUGUCAGAGCUACAAAUAUCCCUUCAGAAGACUCGAGAAGCCACCCUUGGACAAUCUGAAGGAGAAGCCAUUGUGACGACCUCUCAACCAGGGGCUACUGUCAUACAGCUUGUCCACCCCUUCCAGGUCUUCCAGAAGGGGGACCAGAAACUCGCAGUUGCCAGUCCAGAUGUGAGCAACGGAGGGGUGGAGAGGGCCCAGCAGUAUCCUACUUUGCCUAGGAUUCGCUCUCCGGACUCCUCCAUGUCCUCCUCUCCUAGUUCCUCACCCUCAGAUGGUCCUAUGGGUAGGCAACACCACACCCUAGGGCAUGCCACUUCCAGGCCUACCUCAGCAGCUGACCAAAGAAGAAGGAUGCUCUCUCCUCGGCCAGAAUCAAAGAAUGAGGACUCAAGACCUCCUUCCAGAACAAAGCCAGUCCCCCCAAAGAAGCCAGAACGACUGAGCUUGCAGAGAACGACGAGCAUGCAGAGCGUAGAAGAACUACCCACCAACUCCAGGUCGUCCAACAGCGCAUCCACAGCGAGAAGCAGCAGCAACGGCGUGCAUACUUGGCACUCUCACGACAAUGACCUAAGCUCUCAGGAGAACGACUACGUCCCUCACGCGACCUCCUAUGACCAGGAUCGCCUCCUGGGUUACCGGAGCCGGGAGCACUCUUUCGACAGGCUCCAGGAGCGCUCGCAUUACUCCACCCGGGACAGGAGCUACGAUCGUCUCUCUAACGAUCGCCUCUCCAACGGCGGGGACGGAAGUGUCAGGAUGGUUGUGAAUGGUGGCAGCAGAAGCCCCGUCACCACAGGGGAGCACCUCAGCAGGAGACCCAGUCCUCAAGGGGCUGCUGCUUCAACAACGUCGGUUCAGGAAGUAGCGUUGCCGAGGAGAGGGAAUUACAGGUCUCAUUCACCAGACAGCUCUUACCACCUGGAAUCGGACCGCAUAGACGGGCAAGACAACGACAUAUUCCGGGCGGAAAUAUACACCAGCCCGGGUAGCACGUCUCACUAUUCGUCCUAUUCUCACAAGCACCAUCAACCAGACUAUCAUCGUCACAGCCACAGUCACUAUCACCAUCAAACGCCUUCGACGCCGGUGGCCUCCAGAACCUCCACGCUCAGCGUUCCAGCCAAGAGUUCGCGCGCUCACGAGCAGUGGUGUUGAGCAUCUCCGGGAACCUCUGCUCAUGUGCAAUUUGAAAUGCAGAAUGAUUAUGUCAGAAAAUAGCCAAAACAUAAGCCUCAUAAUUGAAGGGUCCCAUAAUUGUGUUUAAAUCUAGUGAAGUGAUUCAAAAGCCUAUACCUAUCCAAAACCAACGUGACUUAUCAGGAUUAGGUCCAGUGUAGUGUAGUGUCUUCUCAUGACAAUGCUUCAACAUUCCGUUAAUGUUUUAUUUAUUGUGAUAAUUAUAGCACUCCAGAAGAAUUUUACUGUGUGCUUUUGAUGGCAACACUGCAAUAUUCCUGAGCCAUCUUUUCCUGUGAUGGCAACACUGAAACAUUCCAUGCUGCUUUAGUCACACUAAAUUCCAAGUGUUUUGGAGUCAUGACAUUAAUGGUUCAGGACAUAAAUUUAAUAUUAUUAUCAAUAUUAUUAUUAUUAUUAUAUUAUAUUAUAUAUACGAUGUCCUCCAUAGUUACCGUGAGCUCAUUCAAGCUAAAUCCUUAAGUUUAGUGUCGAUAUGAGAUAUCACUGACAUAAACAUAACUCCAAAUAUUCACAAUUGCAGAUCUCAGUUUAAUUUGUAACAUGUAGUAGACUGAAGUUCUGCGCAUCACUGUGCCAGUAAACAUUCAUUUUGACAGAAAAAUGGAAGAUACAAUUAAUUUUAAUGAUGUUUUGGAAGUCCUAAGUUAGGUUAGAUAAUGUCCUUUCUAGGUUACAACUAUAUUUUCAUCCAAAUCAUCAGUAAAUUAUUGAUUUCUGUAUUUUUUUCUGUCAUGAAAAUCACUAAAAAAAUAAUACAAUGAAGAUAUGUUUCCCACGAAUCAUUAUGUUGGACAAAUUUACAAUAUUUUGUGCAUAAUUUAAGUUCUACCAUGUGUCUGAAUAUUCCAGUCAAGAGAGGCACCACUGAAAAUAUAUUUUGAGAAACACUACGAGUCAGCUUGCCAUACAUCUAUGUGAUAUUUGAGUUUGUAUGUUUUCAUACAAUUCAAAGCUGACGUUUUUCACUGAGGAUUGGAAAUUAUGCAUUUUUAUAUAGCAUUUACACCUUAUAUACAAGAAUACUAUAACUGCCAGAGGCUGCUAUUGUAAUUAAACCUAGAUAGCUGUUAAAUUAGCUGUACUCUGCUACAUGGAUCAAAACAAUCAGUCAUUAUUCUGCAUUUGUGUACAUAGUUUUGUAUCAGCAAAGACAUUUAAUUCUGUAAUCACUUGACCAACGUAUCUCAAAAUAGCAAAAUUUUACUUUGGUUGUGCAUGUUAUUAAGAACACUGGUUCGUCUCAUAAGAAUAUUUUAAAAAAACUGAAAAUGUUAUUAAUUCUUUGAAAGAACGUAUGGAGCAAACUAACUGUUCCUAACCUAACGUAACUUAGAGCCAAACUACAAAAUAAUAUGCUCAACUAAAGUGAAUUUCUACCCACUUAAAAAGGUACAGUCCUCAAGAAUCAUGUUGCACAUAAUGUACAAAUUUACUGUAAUAUUGUUUAGACGUGUUAAUUUCAAUGUAGUGUUAGCAAUUUUUUUCCCAUUUAGUUACCAGAAAUGUAAAUAUAAAACCCUUGCAUUUGUGACAUAAUAAAAGAGAAAAGAAUUUUUU
Messenger RNA from Macrobrachium nipponense, 4210 nucleotides. RefSeq lists its product as uncharacterized. Lineage: Eukaryota; Metazoa; Arthropoda; Malacostraca; Decapoda; Palaemonidae. The coding region runs from base 224 to 2608 and encodes 794 amino acids. The record is from RefSeq and is a predicted model, not a curated record. Gene Ontology annotation, molecular function: protein binding. The transcript is spliced from 12 exons.